Messenger RNA from Prosopis cineraria, 1264 nucleotides. RefSeq names its product guanine nucleotide-binding protein subunit beta-like protein. Gene Ontology annotation, molecular function: ribosome binding; translation regulator activity; protein kinase C binding. The record is from RefSeq and is a predicted model, not a curated record. The transcript is spliced from 2 exons. The coding region runs from base 86 to 1069 and encodes 327 amino acids. Gene Ontology annotation, biological process: positive regulation of protein phosphorylation; rescue of stalled cytosolic ribosome. Lineage: Eukaryota; Viridiplantae; Streptophyta; Magnoliopsida; Fabales; Fabaceae. Gene Ontology annotation, cellular component: cytosol; nucleus.
CGCACUCUCUAUCUGUGGCCUCUCACUUCCGCAAACCCUAGAAGUCGAAUAGAGGGAAAGAUUCCAAAAGUGAGAAGCAGGAAGAAUGGCUGAGGGGCUUGUCCUUCGCGGCACCAUGCGUGCUCACACCGACAUGGUUACCGCCAUUGCUGCUCCAAUCGACAACUCCGACAUGAUUGUCAGCUCUUCCCGUGACAAGUCCAUCAUCUUGUGGCACCUUACCAAGGAGGAGAAGACCUACGGUGUUCCCCGUCGUAGGCUAACCGGUCACGCCCAUUUCGUCCAGGACGUCGUCCUAUCAUCCGACGGUCAAUUUGCGCUUUCCGGUUCCUGGGACGGCGAGCUCAGGCUCUGGGACUUGGCUGCUGGUGUUUCCGCUCGCAGGUUCGUGGGCCACACCAAGGAUGUGCUCUCCGUGGCUUUUUCGAUUGACAACCGUCAGAUCGUCUCCGCUUCACGUGACCGCACGAUUAAGCUAUGGAACACUCUUGGCGAGUGCAAGUAUACGAUUCAAGACAGUGAUGCACAUUCUGAUUGGGUUAGCUGUGUUAGGUUCAGCCCGAACACCCUUCAGCCCACCAUUGUCUCGGCAUCCUGGGACCGAACCGUGAAAGUUUGGAACUUGACAAACUGCAAGCUGAGGAAUACACUGACCGGUCAUGCUGGUUAUGUGAACACGGUGGCAGUAUCUCCUGAUGGAUCUCUGUGUGCAAGUGGUGGCAAGGAUGGUGUGAUUUUGCUUUGGGAUUUGGCCGAGGGAAAGAGACUGUACUCUCUUGAUGCUGGUGCUAUCAUCCACUCUCUCUGUUUCAGUCCUAACAGGUACUGGCUCUGUGCGGCCACAGAGCAGAGCAUCAAGAUUUGGGAUCUUGAGAGUAAGAGCAUUGUUGAGGAUUUGAAGGUCGACUUGAAGACUGAAGCUGAAAAGGCUGAUGGUACCACCGGUGGCAGCAAUACGAAGAAGAAGGUUAUCUACUGUACAAGUUUGAACUGGAGCGCCGAUGGAAGUACAUUAUUCAGCGGUUACACUGACGGUGUAAUCAGAGUCUGGGGUAUUGGGCGUUAUUAGUGAAGCUUCUCACAGUAAUUCUCAUCUCAUUUUUGAGAAGAAACUAGUUUACUGUUUUACUUUAGAACUGUCAAAAAGUUUUUCUAGGUUGUUGAAUGUGGAAUCUUUUUUUGUGAUCAAUUUGCAUGUUGAAGAUAAUGGCUUUGAGGCCUUUUAUUUAAGAAUCAUAUGGUUAUUUCAGCUUUUAAUCUCCAA